GAAAAAGCAGAGCUCUUUGAAAAGAUUGAUACGUUUCUAGAAAAAGUAAUUGGCGCCAAACUGAAUUCGAAUCCCGAAAAGUGUUCAGACUCCUCAAACAACACAGUAAUAAACUUGCUGAUUGACCUUUAUAGAAAUGGCAAAAUGGAUUAUAUCGACUUAAAAGGAGAGUGUGUUGGUUUGUUGAUUGCCUCAUACGAAACCACAGCGUUUACAGUCACACAUAGUCUAAUUCUAUUGGCCAUGUUUCCUGAAUACCAGGACCUUGUCUAUGAGGAGCUCACGAGGGUCUUUCCGAGUUCUGGACCCAUCGAUGUGACCAACGAAGAUCUCCAAAAACUGGAAUAUAUGGAUCGAGUGUUCAAUGAAAUCUUGCGUUUACUUCCAACGGUUCCGUCCGUUCCGAGAGAGCUGAAAGGUGAUAUUCGACUGUCGAAUGGUAACCUCAUUCCCAAUGGUGUGACUGUUUUGAUCGAUGUUUUUAACCUUCACCGCAACAAGGACUUAUGGGGACCCGAUGCCGACAUUUUUAAUCCCAAUAAUUUUCUUCCUGAUAAUAUGCGAGACCGUCAUCCUAGUGCCUUCAUGCCAUUUGGAAAAGGCCGGAGAAAUUGCAUAGGCUCAAGAUAUGCUCCAAUACCUCUAAAAAUAGCCUUGGCCAUGAUAUUCUGGAAAUAUAAAUUAAGUACAAAUUUUCGGUAUGAAGAUCUCGAAUACAUUCAAGGUGUCCCAAUAUUUCUGAAAGAAAUACCUUUGUUGAACUUUCAAAAAAGAUUUUGAAAUAAACUGAUUGUUAUUGUGCAUA
Molecule: messenger RNA, 805 nt
Organism: Drosophila bipectinata
Lineage: Eukaryota; Metazoa; Arthropoda; Insecta; Diptera; Drosophilidae
Product: probable cytochrome P450 313a1
Molecular function (GO): monooxygenase activity; iron ion binding; oxidoreductase activity, acting on paired donors, with incorporation or reduction of molecular oxygen
Source: RefSeq, a predicted model, not a curated record